Molecule: messenger RNA, 763 nt
Organism: Phyllopteryx taeniolatus (common seadragon)
Lineage: Eukaryota; Metazoa; Chordata; Actinopteri; Syngnathiformes; Syngnathidae
Product: protein AMBP-like
Exons: 5
Coding region: 193-648 (151 amino acids)
Cellular component (GO): cell surface; plasma membrane
Molecular function (GO): serine-type endopeptidase inhibitor activity
Source: RefSeq, a predicted model, not a curated record
CGUGCACACAGAACUUUGCCCCACAAACUACAAAGAGUCAGCAAAACAAUUUUAGCAGGGUUGUGGGAUGUAGUUAAACACAGAAAGUAUGAUGAAGGAAUUUGGAGUUUGGUGUUCCUGUUGGUCUUUGACUGGAUAUUGCAUGGAGAAAGUAUAAUUGUCCCUCAGGAGAACUUUGAUUUGGACCAGUUCAUGGGGAAGUGGUAUGAAGUGGCAGUUGUUUCUGAUUGUCCUCAUUAUAUGCAAAACAAGCAGAGAAACCCCGUUAUUGUUGCUCUGGACCUCAAACCCUCUGAGCAGGGUAACGUCACUGUAAUGGCCACAGCACCCAGGAAUGGCUCAUGUAAACACACGUCCAUUCAAUAUGCUUUAACUGACACCGCAGGGCAAUUUUUCUACCACGUCUCAAGGUUCAGCGUGGAUGUUGAUGCCUAUGUGGUCCAUAGCGACUAUGACCAGUAUGCCAUGAUGGUCCUGCUGGGCACGGAGAAAGCAUCAAAGAAUAAGACCACUAUCUUCAAACUUUACAAUCGAUCUUUGGAUGUGAGGGAUGCUGUGCUGGAUGACUUCAAGAUGCUGGUCAGAAUAAAUGGAAUGGGGGACGACAUCAUCAUUCAUGAGAACAAAGGUUCUAAUACAUGUUUCUGAAACCAAGCCAAUUAUAUUGUCUCUGAGCUUGUACUCCUAUAGUGCAGUGUUUGUCAUUCGCUAAAAUGAUGUCAUUUUAACUUCAAUCUGAACCCUAAUAAAUGAUUUUAAAACA